AUGGCCGACCACCAACCAUAUGUUACCAUUCGUUCUCGGAGACCUGUCGAAGGUCCAGGUUCGAGAGGCACUGGUCCUCUUAUGGCUGCAUCUGGUGGAGGGGAUCACUAUGCCAGAUCUGCAACACAUGACACAAGCCGUACCAGUUUCCAUGUGAAACAUAUUGGUCAAUUUGCCCAAAGGCUUGAAGAUUCCGCCGCUCGUGCGUUUCCUAACCGCGGAAAGUCCUCGGCCAGGUACAGCAACGUCCAAGUGUUGCUGCUACACUGGAAUUCAGAUGAUCUCUUCGUGAUACCCGAGCUAGAGGAUCUCGAAAAGUGUCUGAGCGAGGAUUAUGGCUUUAAUACUGACGUAUUUGCCAUCCCUUCCGAAAACUCUCAUCUCGAGUUGAUGAUGCGCAUUGGUCAACUUAUCAAAGAUCAUGAAUCUAAAGACACCUUGUUUGUUGUAUACUACGGCGGACACGCCAGGAUCGACGAAUCUAGACAAAGCACCUGGUGCGCAACUCGUGAAGCGAACUCUCCGUGGCUUCAAUGGUCUGCGAUCCAGACUCUCCUCGAGCGGUCACUUUCUGAUGUUCUCAUUCUACUAGAUUGCUGCGCCGGAGCCGCAAGUGCAACCUUCCCCAGCGGUGCCAGCAUUACUGAGACCAUCUCAGCCUCGAGUUGGGAUGCUAUCGCUCCGGACCCCGGACGUUACUCCUUCACUAAUGCUCUUAUUGAAGUACUUCAGGAGUGGAGGGUUCGUGCCUUCUCUGCUGCCAUGCUCCAUGCUGAAGUCCUCGCUCGAUUGAAACACCCGCGACCCAUCACCAUCAACGGCAAAUAUUUUGAGGCUCGCUCCACCCCUGUGCACUUCAUGAUGACUUCCAAUCACAAAGCGCCUAGUAUCGAAAUGUCCCGCAUGUCUCGUGGCGACAAUCUACCGUCCCCCGAGUUGACACCAAUACCUGAGAUGGUCCAUGAAACAGGCCGGGCAGCUGAUUCUGCACCUGCUUCACGAAAUGACUACAUGUUCACCGAACCCAAUGAAGAUACUCCUCACGUCAUGAUUUCUUUGGCAUUAGAAGACGACCAGAGGCUUGACAUUAACGCAUGGGAACAAUGGCUGGGGGCCUUUCCUGCCAUGGCCAAAUACGUCAAGGUACAGGGCGUUUUCAAGAGUCAUUCAACAAUGCUUCUUGUUUCCAUGCCGGUUUCUAUAUGGGAUCUACUCCCAGAAGAUCAUGCGACAUCUUUCAUCGCCUUCAUCCGUUCCAACAACCUUAUGGCUCAAAAACCCCGAAACCAAUCAGUGCCAACCUUGGUUCCUACAAGCCGCUAUGCUACCGAAAAUGACAGUGCAUCUUUCGUGUCCGAUGUUUCUGGCACGACGUUUGCGCCUACAGAGAUAACGGGACGGAUUGGUCAGCUUGGGGCAUUUUGGGAUCCCACGUAUGGCAGGCAAGGCGGUUCCGUAACGAGAACUCAUCUUUCACCUAGUCAGCAAGUCUCGCCCCUUCACAUGCUGGCACAACCUCUGUCGCCUUCCCAGAGCUUAUCACAAAGACCCAUGAGGCCCAUGCUCUCAGCAACAUCACUUGCCACAUUACAAAGACAACAAUCGUCAUCAUCUCUAGGGGGCGAAAGAAAUCUAGCACGGCAGAUGAUUAUGAACCAACAGCAAGCUCUACGGCGCACAACUUUCGGAGUUGAUGUUCCAGAACCCAAGAAGUUUUCUCCUCAUGUUGAAAAACGCCUCGAAGAGUAUUAUCAAACUGAGCCAUUACCAAAUGAUGGUCAGAAGGCAUUCUUUGCAUCGAAUUUGGGAGUAGAGCCUUGGCAUGUAGAGGUCUGGUUUCAUCAUCGAAGAGAGAGGGAUGCGUUUGCUCAACGUUUUGCAUCUCUCCAAGUCGAAGGUUCCAAAGUUCAUGCCCAUGAAGGACCACGCAUGAUCUUACCAUCAAACCUUGGUGAACUUUUAGACAUAUCAUUGCCAGGGCAAAGUAUCAUACUUGAUCUUCGAUCUUCAACGGAAUUCCAAAAAUCACACAUCAAGGGUGCGAUACACUUUCGUGCCCCUCAAUCCUUCUUGCGCCCUGCAUCUCUAGAUAUGGUCGAGCGUGUAUUUGCCGACGCACAAAGCAGGAGAACGUUUUCGCGAUGGCAGCAGGCCAUUUGUAUUGUCUUCUACUCACGUGGCCUUGACCACCCAUGGGAAUGCCCCUCUGCGGAGAUCUUGCUCGAGAAACUCUCUACUUGUGGCUGGCGCGGACGCUGCUUCGUCCUGAAAGGUCAUUACCGAGAAUUCAGUGACUCUUUCAGCAAGCACAUCCACCGCGCGCAGGACGGAGACUCUGAAAGAGCUCUGCCCAAUUUGACGGUUGCUAGCAAGGGCAUGUCGGGUAAUGAGGGGGAGUUUGCCGAGCUAUUCGCUCGACUAGAAAAGGAGGAACAUGUGCCAUAUCUCAGUUCCUCCCCUGGAUACGACGAAGAACGAACGACGGCACUGGCAAAAAAAGAGAAGGUACUGGAGACCGAGUUCCAGAACCACUUCCCUGCGCUAUUCAAGAAAGUACAGGACGUCCACGGCGUUGAGAAAUCCGACAACGAAAGCUUUGUCACUAAAGCUCAAAUGGUGGAGUAUCUGGAUCGUGGUUUAACAAAGAUUCGAGAUGCUCAUAUUCCGCAAGCGCCAGCCGCUGUCUAUGAACCAGAACAUUCCAAGUUAGCGGCUGAGUGUUAUCGUGAGCAACCAAACGUUAACAGGGAAUCAGACGAGUAUGUCGAGGUUAGUCGAGGAGACGAAACAAUUCCAGAUGGAAGCCCACAAACCACGAAUAAGGGCAAAAAUAUUCGGGCAAUGGCCUCUCCCGAGGAGAUAUCCCGACGGGGCCGCGGAGGAGGUCUUUUGAACAAAGUAUUCCGGAGGACAUAG
This is a messenger RNA of Fusarium venenatum, 2916 nucleotides long. RefSeq lists its product as uncharacterized. Lineage: Eukaryota; Fungi; Ascomycota; Sordariomycetes; Hypocreales; Nectriaceae. The record is from RefSeq and is a predicted model, not a curated record. Gene Ontology annotation, molecular function: DNA binding.